AUGGAUCAGAUCUACUUAUCACAAAACUUUAACAAUACAAAUGAGACAUUUCCCUCACUGGAAGCCCUGUCCGAUGAGUGGCAGGUGUUUCUCAUAAUGUUAUACUCGGCUACGGCCACCAUAUCGUUGGCCAGUAAUAUCAUUACGAUAAUAGUGUUGGCAAAAGGGGAACGCAUAUCAUCGGAGAUCUGGAAAUUUUUACUUAAUCUAUCGAUAUCUGAUAUAUUGAUGUCCCUAUUUUCCAUACCAUUUUCUUAUACUAUAUUUAUGUUGGGCCGUUGGAUAUUUCCCAAAUACCUGUGCCCUUUUGUACAGUUUGCUCAACUAUGCUCUGUGUUCAUAUCGGUCUAUACGCUAACUGCCAUUGGAAUCGAUAGAUAUUUUGCAAUUGUUCAUCCAUUUCGGCUAUUAAUGUGGAUUAAGACACACAAAGAGUAUGUAAUAAUAGGUAUAUGGAUCGCCGGUAUACUGUUUGCUAGUAUCCAACUGGUCAAGAGUAGGGCCGUUCCCUUUCAAUACGGGCCACACGUUUACUAUGAUUGCCGGGAGGAGUGGUCGGAAAGUGAUGGUAAACUCUAUACGGCAGUGGUUUUCACGUUUACAUUUGCUUUGCCGGCCAUUGCGUUGGUAUUUGUUUACGGCUCUGUCGGCUAUACAAUAGUCAAACACAGCACUCCCGGGAAUCCAGAUAUUGUACGCGAUUUGACUCAAUUCAACAUCAAAAUUAAGAAUGACUUAUGGAAACUAAUCCGACGGAUCAAACCAAAGAUGUUUCGUUCAUUCAAUGAUUUCAAUUUUAACAACAAUUUUGAAUUAAGUGACUCUCAAUACUCGCACGAAAUAACUUAUAAUUGA
Molecule: messenger RNA, 855 nt
Organism: Oppia nitens
Lineage: Eukaryota; Metazoa; Arthropoda; Arachnida; Sarcoptiformes; Oppiidae
Product: RYamide receptor-like
Exons: 3
Coding region: 1-855 (284 amino acids)
Biological process (GO): G protein-coupled receptor signaling pathway
Cellular component (GO): neuron projection; plasma membrane
Molecular function (GO): neuropeptide receptor activity; neuropeptide binding
Source: RefSeq, a predicted model, not a curated record